AUGCUGGCAGCUAUUUUCUUAGUGGUGGCAUUCAAAAGUGCCGUUUAUGCUCAAACAUACACUGGUUGCCACAAUCAUUCCUCCGUCGAGUACUGCUAUGGCCCGGACGGUGAAGAGACUGCUCUGUACACCUAUUCUUCCAUCGCUCCUACGACAUUGUCGACGGCAACUCUACCAGCGUCGGUGUCUGCUUCGGCCACAACUACCGGUCAAACUACCGCUGUGACAGGGUGUCAUGCACAUGGUGCUGAUAUCUACUGCAUCGAUGGUGCUGGAGAAGAGGUCAUGAUCUCAACGACCGCAACCGCAACUGGAGAACCGCCCGCACAAUACACCGGAUGCCAUUCUCAUGGAGAUGAACAGUACUGCUUAGCCCCAGAUGGCUCAGAAGUAUUGGUCCUCGCCGAAGGAGCUACUGUCUCGGAAGACCAUGAUGAGCACGAGGAACAUGAAGAUCAUGAGGAGCAUUCUGAGGAUGAGGAGGAGCUUGAUUGCCAUUUUCACGCUGGGGUAGAGCAUUGCGUUCCCGCUGGGGGGAGCGAAAGCGUCAGUGAAGAGCUGAACUGCGGCUUGACACAGCGAGACUACGACAUCCCGCUCAGAAUUGGUACACUCUUCGUUGUCUUGGUCACCAGUGCAAUCGGCGUCUACGCACCAUUGUUGCUCACCAAGCUCCCCUUCAAAUCUGUAAAUGCUAUCGGAUUCACCGUUGUCAAGCAAUUCGGCACCGGGGUUAUUCUAUCGACUGCUUUCGUCCAUCUCUACACUCACGCAUCACUGAUGUUUAACAAUGAAUGUCUUGGUGUGCUCGAGUACGAAGCUACAACAUCUGCGAUUGUCAUGGCUGGAAUUAUCCUUGCUUUCCUUGUCGAGCAUAUCGGCCACCGCAUCGUUCUCGCGCGAGGAGCCUCCCCUCAACAGCAGAGGGGCGCAGGCCCCGAAGAGACGGCCACCAUUUCAGCAUUCGCGAAGGAAGGAGAAUCUACGCCUGUCUCGAAAAGCUUGACUGAUCCUCAUGCGUCAGCCUAUAACUCCAACAACCUCGCAAACCUUGGCCAUAAUCAUGGCAACCCUCUCGACCCAGCCAAUCCCAACUCGAAGCUUUCGGUCAUGGUGAUGGAAGCAGGCAUCCUGUUUCACAGCAUUCUCAUCGGCCUGACGCUGGUAGUGGCGGGUGAUUCAUUCUACAAGACACUGUUGGUCGUGAUUGUAUUUCACCAAUUCUUUGAAGGACUCGCACUUGGUGCACGGAUCGCUCUGCUACCCUCGAAUUUCACCCGCUUCUGGCCCACCAAAUUCUUCAUGGCGUUCGCAUACGCCCUGAUCACACCCAUCGGCAUGGCGAUUGGCUUGGGUGUUAUCCACAAUUUCAACGGGAACGAGAAGAAUACCAUUGUGGCGAUUGGUACGCUAGACUCCCUGAGCGCCGGCAUUCUGGCCUGGGUCGCGCUGGUCGAUAUGUUGGCACGAGAUUGGAUCCUAGAUGGUGGCGAGAUGCUGCACGCGACAACGGUAAAGACCCUUCUUGGUGGAUUCAGUUUGUUCGCCGGUAUGAUUUUGAUGAGUCUGCUCGGGAAGUGGGCUUGA
Molecule: messenger RNA, 1587 nt
Organism: Fonsecaea pedrosoi CBS 271.37
Lineage: Eukaryota; Fungi; Ascomycota; Eurotiomycetes; Chaetothyriales; Herpotrichiellaceae
Exons: 5
Coding region: 1-1587 (528 amino acids)
Biological process (GO): zinc ion transmembrane transport
Cellular component (GO): plasma membrane
Molecular function (GO): zinc ion transmembrane transporter activity
Source: RefSeq, a predicted model, not a curated record